Schistosoma spindalis is the source of this 3785-nucleotide messenger RNA. NCBI's taxonomy places the organism in Eukaryota, Metazoa, Platyhelminthes, Trematoda, Strigeidida, Schistosomatidae. The record is from the annotation of a GenBank genome assembly.
AUGAACUGUUUUUUCCGUCACGUAUCGUUACACAGCCAAAUAUUGUUGUCAAAACUGCUUAUUGGUCAUCCAUUGAUUUCCACGAAUUCGGCUACAAAAUCAUGAAAGCAAUCAAAUAGAAAGGUUGUUAGUUCAAACGUCAGGAAUUUAAGUGAACGUUAGGUUGUUUUCAGUUGGUAGCGCUCUCUUUGAGAUGUAACCUUGAGGGAUGCAGAGUUCUAACAGCAUUUUACAUUUAGUUCUGAUUGGCUUUCAUCACAGGAAGGGAUCUGUUGUUGAGCUAGUCUAUCCCUCACUGUCACAUGAUAGUUCUGAUCCUACACAUCUCCCUCAUCCAUGGCGUCAUUUGCCUGCUUUAGCAAUAGCCGAUGGAGCCCAUAACUACACAAAAGAUUGCACGUAUUUCAGCCUGCCUUCAAUGGAAAAGGAAGAUGACACUGUCUUUGGUAUUGCUUGUUACCGCCAGGCAGACUCGGCUUCAUAUGUUCAACCUAAUCCUGAAAUCACUCGAAACACUGUACAGAAAAGCUUGGUUGUACUAUCGAGAUUUCCACUUUUUAGUUUCAUCGCCCAUCAUCUUACGACAAUAAUUGAUAAUCUGUUCAAAAGCAAAGGUUUUACCCCAGAAAGUCUCCAGAACUCAUAUGAACAAUUAAGUCAUUUUGUAGACAAUGUUUUAGGUGAUCCAGUUUCUUACCAAGAUGCACUAUUUUAUAAUCUAAGUGCGUCCAAUUUUGUUCGCGUUUACAAACGUGACGCAUUAUGUCUAUUCAAAUUACUUUUAUUGGAAAGACGUAUUUUAUUUACGGGAGAUUCUGGCGGAACUGUAUCAAAUUGGAUGUUAACUUUACUCAGUUUGUAUCCAGAUAUGUUACGUAGUGGUUUGUCACAAUGUUCCGUUAUUGAUCCCUCAUGGAUUUCAGAGACAACUUAUUGGUCUAAUAUGAAUGAUUCCAGUUCAAAUAGCUUUAAUUCUUAUCAGUAUUCAUCAGAAGGAUCAUUCACUAAGAUCAGUGGACAAAUGUCAGAACAGCAUACAGAUUUAACUCUAAAUAAAGAAGAAAACGUUCAGCUUAUCUUAAAUGUUGAUUCCAAGAACUCAGCCAAUAAUCUUGAUCCACGAAGAACUCAUAUAAUAACCGUACCCGAUACAUUACAUACGGAAUCAAAACAACCUGUAAUAAAUGAGUCAUAUAUAAAAUAUCAAACCAACAAUUUUCUGGAGAAAACAACUGAAGAUUCAAUGUUCAAAUUUCCGUUAAAUUCACCAUUUCCUACUGAUGAUUGGGGAUUUCCUUUAUCUGUAUUUACGAAAUCUUAUUUAGCGCCUAUGUAUAUUCCCCUUGCUUUAAUGGAUAUACUACUAGAACAUUCUAGUCUUCCUAUGUCAUUCAGAUCAAGUAUUAAUUUACCAUCAUCUGGAAAUCAGAGUCUGACUUUAACCGACCGAUCAGUACGUGGUUUUGUUGCUGGUGCAACCAAUCCCUUAUUACAAUCAAACAAACAACUAACUGAGGUUUUUGUGUCAUCCUUAUCGCCUGUUAAGGAUAUUUGUGAAAACUACUUCCCACAUUUGUCUGAACUAACCGGUGCAUUUGGAAAAUCGGUCUUUGGAAUAGAAACAGAUUCUAUGUCGAGUCUUUCACUGUCUGAAAAUUCAACGAAAACUUCUUUUUCCAUUAAUGUCGAUAGUGAAAAGAAUACACAAAACACUGGAUCCAAAGUUUCAAAUUCUUCACGACCAUUUUCUAUGCCCAAAAGAUCACAACCAGUCAUUCAAAUAAAUUCAGUAAACAUUACUGAUAAGUAUCCUGUCAACUCACGUUCUAUGCCUGUUCCACUAAACCGUGCAUUGCAACUAAGUCGUACUGAUAGAUUGUUUAUUGAUCAUUUGGUAAUGACUGUCAAUACAUGGUACAGUGCACAAAUAGACUAUUGUCAACAAUUGUCUUCCAAAAAAGGUGAAUUGGUAACGUCCCAUAGCUUUCAUAGAUUAGACCAAUUGGAUACAGAAAUUUUGGAACAGCUCACAUUAAUCCAAAAAACAGCCUUACUAAGAUUUCCGUCUCAAACUAUUUUAGAUGCUUGGAUACGACAACAGUUUUUAAUUUAUUUAAGAGCAUUAUUAUUAUCUGCUCAAGGUUACAAUUCCAAUGCAUCAGAUUUUCAGUCAGCCUAUUUAACUUGUUUUCGUUUAACAAGAAAUUUUUUAAUUUGGCGUUAUCAAUUUAUUCCAAGUCAAUUGUUUACUGUUUCUAAACCAGAACAAAUUCAUCAUAAUAAUUCUAAUACUAAAUUAAUCAACAAACCAAUAGAUAAUGUGGAAAUUUUAAAAACAACUGGAGAUUCAUAUAAUUCACAGUUGCAGGACUCAUGUACAACUUCACCAGACUCUGUUGCCGCUGUAGUCUCGCAACAUCCUGGACGUAAACUUGCAGAACCUGAUGAUUGGAAUCAAAUUGCUGGUAGUUUUAAAAAGUUGAGCAACAUGGCUGCUGAUCAAGGUCGGAGACUUGUCAGUCAAAGUGUUGCUGGUCUUGUGAAAUUCGGUAGUGAUUUCAACUCGACAUUUCGUUCAUCCUCGCCAUCAAGUUUUGUUUGGAAAUUCUCAGAUGCUCUUAAAUCAGUUGUUUCAAAUCCCAUAUCAAUUAGUUCUCCAAUAUUACCACUUGAAACCACAGGUUCCAAUGGCGAAUCAAUUUCUCCACAAAACAAUGUUCCGAAAACUCAGAUAUGAAAUAAUAAAAAUUACUUUUAUUAAUCAAUGUUGUUCACUGUUGUAGCUGUGAUAUUUAUUGUGAUAUAUUUUACUUCACAGUGAAAUCCUUCUUUCAAUCAUAUUUUAUAUCAAACUUUAUCAAUCUCAUGUCUUAUUAUUCCCAAUUUUUAUGCAUCGUUUUAUUCUUGUGGUCGUAAAUGCAUUUGUAUGAACGCAAUCUUGUUGUCUGAUUUCUUUACGUUCAGAGUUUUGUUGUACUUAUGUUAUAUUUUGCGAUAAACAUUUGUGUAAUAUAAUAAUAAUAAUGAUUUGAACUGUUCAUUAACUUUAAUUAUAUAGAGUCUUUUGUUCCAACUUUUUAUGUCUCAUCUAGUUCUGUUGAGUUAUCUGCAUUGAUGGAUUCUAUUACGUAAUGCAACUUGUUCUGAACUAGUUCAAUCCUGUGUGUCUAACUUCACUUUCGUCGGUAACAACAAAGGUCUAAAAAAUAACGUAUGCUAUUUAACAAGGAUAAAGGUUUUCAAAGUUUGAAGGCUAAACAAAUAAACUUGAAUAAAUAUUACUCAAGUCUUCAUUACAUAGAUCUUCAAACUAAUAUUACUGAAAGUUUCAACUCCUUGAUGCAUGACACUAAAAAGAGUAUGUUCUAAUUAAGCUGACACGACUAAGCAUAGUCAACUUCGGGUAUCAAACUAUUUUUAUCAUUUAAGCUUUAAUCUAAAUAAAUUACAAUACUUCAUUUUAAAGUACUGGAUACAAUCAUUUCGCAGUUUAUUUGCGCGCCAAAUCAUUUUCAGAACGAUUAUUAUGAUAACAUUACUCCAACUACAUAUCUUCGAUUGACCAUAAUCUGACGAGUGUUGAGCACUGCAAAUCGCAAUGUUGAUAAGUCUGUCAAACAUAUUUUGUAAAUAAUUUUUAAUAUUAUUUGUAUUUAUUUUUCAAUCUUUUUUACUGUUUGUACAUUUAUUAUUAAAUCAUUGUACCUGUUGUUUUAGUAAAUGACCUUGAUCACUUUUUCCGUUGUAAUACUGACAUAGCGUGACACUAUUGUGGUUGUUUCCUA